Linum tenue is the source of this 5204-nucleotide messenger RNA. Lineage: Eukaryota; Viridiplantae; Streptophyta; Magnoliopsida; Malpighiales; Linaceae. The record is from the annotation of a GenBank genome assembly.
UAGCUAGUUCCACUUCCUAUCAAAUAAUUAUAAUACAAAAAUAUUUUUAAAAUCGGGGAAGACCGACGGAAAAAUUGAAUCGGCAAUUCGGCAUUGGUACGCAGGGAGAGUUGCCGCCUCUCCCCGGCGCGUUGGGCACCGCGCUUUCUGCCUCCUUAUAUCUCUUCUGUGGAUUCUUGAGAACUCUACUCACUCUCAGGGAUAGGAGAGGAAGAGACACCAUCUGGGCGAAGAUGGCCGCUUCGCUUCCACUGCCGCUAUGUGCCCUUCUUCUCUUGUCUUCCAUCAUCGUCCUUUCUCAUGCAGCAGCAUACGAAACGAUCACAUUGGAAGGUGUUGAUCUAGGAAACCCAAGACGGAUCCAUUUUAGCUCUCAGUAUGGACAUUCACCUGGCCGCGAUCCAAAAGAAGCAUUGUUCUGUGAACGAGUUAAAAUUUCUGGUCAAUCAAGACUGAAACUUGCUAGCUAUUCUAGCGCUCUCAGGGUUACACUCGUACCCUUUCCUGUUAUUUCCGAAAGACUUCAUCGAAGGAUUCAUGUUUGUUUCCACCGGAAUGCUUCACUUGGACGGUGUGAUUGUGAGAAAGAAGAGUGGAAAACUUUUCAAAAUGCUCAAUGGAGUUCAGUCAUGUCUCCUUAUCAGGAGAGAUAUAUUGAUGUGAAGACCACUGGAGGAAUAUCUGGUGGCGGUAUCACUGUCCAGCUUAAAGAAGAAUCACAAAGGUGGCGCCUCUUGUGUCUGGCAGUGGGAUUCAUAUUGCUAUUGCUUGCACCAAUAGUCAGCAGCUGGGUUCCGUUCUACUAUAGCACAUCAAUGGCUAUUGGCAUUUUUCUUGUCAUCAUCAUUCUUCUAUUUCAGGUAUGCUGUAAUCUCAAUUAUCUGGGUAUGAAAUUACUGCCGACUGGAAGGAAAAGUGUCCUCUAUCUCUCAAUAUAUGGCUCAGUGGUCUCACUCCUCAAUUUUUGGUUACAGCUUGGGGUUGGCACCUUCAUUUUGCAUCACAUAUCUGAGCUCAUCAAUUCUAUUCUUCUUAAUUUUGGGCUUGAUGAGGAGAUGCACAAUCCGGUCUACAUAUUUGUAUUAGUAGGCAUUGUGCUUGCCGGAGCAGGAUUAGGGUAUUGGAUGGUUAGAAAGUUUGUUGUUGCAAAAGAUGGAAGUGUGGACCGUGGUGUAGCAGAGUUUGUUAAAUGGGCUAUUCGGGCGAUUGCAACCACCUUUAUCUUCCAGAGCACACCUGAUCCUCCAUUAGCAUUGCUUGCUGUGGUCUUAACGUACACCAUAUGCUCCCUUAUCAUAAAGUGGAUGAGGCAACCUAGGUACAAGUCAGGGAGGGCUGUAGGAAAGCAGAGCCGGGCUGAAUUCUACAGCAGAUCAGCCACAGCAACAGCUAAAAUGAGUCCUGGAGGGAGAAUGCCAGGUGCUUGGAUGAACUCCCCAGUCAAAGGUUUGGUGACAUCAUCAUCUGCUGCUCCAGCGCAGCAUGGCAGCACUGUGAUGGAUCAGGAUUAUUACUCAACCUUCCAUAAAACAGCAAAGAGAAAGAAGUUCACAAAGGAAGAAUGGGAUGAGUUCACCAGGGAGUCAACAAAGGAAGCAAUGAGAGAAUGGGCAUCAUCUCCUGAAGUGGCCAGUUGGCUGAUCAACAAUGCUGACCGGAUUCAACUCCUUCCAAGCGAUUGCAGUUCAGACGAAGAGGCAUCUGGCAAAGACAGUGAGACAGACUCGACCGAGGAGAAUGCAUCUAGUAUCCAAGGUGGUAAAGGGCUUAGCUGUUUAUUCAGCUGGUGAGGAAAAGAGAAGAAAUGAGGCUGGAUCAUGGCGACGUUGUUUUAGGUUCUUUCUGUGGCAGAGUGCUGAUCUGAAAAGAAACCCAAACACAGACGUGGCACAAUUGAUGGCAGAAUGUCUCCCUAUGUCUCCCAACUAUCCACGUGCCACUGUCUGAGUGGUUCACAGAAUCCACUAGCCUGCCCUAAAAUCCAUUUCCAUCAAGGAUUUCUGCUCCCUCCAAGCUUUCUCCACCACUUAAUCCCCAACCCCACUCCCUCCCUAUUGACUCUGUCACUGUCCAGAAAACUUCAAACCCAGAAACUAAGAAUCAAAGCUAACAACAACUCAUGAUUCAGAAUUCCCCACGCCCACCCAAUUUCCCCGCCAUUCCAUUCCUCUUUAUUCUUCGCUCUUUCUUCUGGUUCUUCUCAAAUCAUCUCUCCCCAUCAACCUUGAGUCCCCUUUUCAAUGGCGAUCCCCUGUUCUCCUGACUGGUCACUGGUAGCUUCUUCUUCAUCUUCACCUUCGCACAUCACGUGCUCCACCAAACCCAAAAGCUUCCCACCAUGCACCAAGCGCAACAGCUUCUCUUUCCGCCCAAACUCCAACUUCCAUAUCAAAUCUUCCUGCUUCCCAUCUGCUCCAGUUCUGGCAGCAGAAGAGAAAGAAGAAGCACCCCCAAAUUUCCGUGGCAACCACUUCCGGCUUCAAAGAGACUACAACCUCCAGCAGCAGCCCUACCCGGCUUCAGAUGCAGAGAAUCUCAACGCAUUCCUUCGUGGGUUGCUUCACGAUCCCAGAACCGAAGCCUUGGCUUGUGACCACUACAGGAAAGCCAAGGAAAACCCACAGUUCAAGCCAGAGAAGUCCGUCGUAAAGCUUCUGGUGAAGUAUCUGGUUCGAACCAAGAACUGGGAUCGUUUGCUUCUGUUGCUUUUAGACGAUUUCAGGAGGUACGAUACUCUCCCCGACGCUUACACUUGCUCUACAUUGGUCGAGAAUUGCAUCCGAGCUAGGAAAUUCAGAAUUUCUGACCGAUUCCUCGUGAUUUUCCAAUCCCACCCUAAAGUCUCUGUUUUAGCUUUCAAUUCCGCUAUGAAAGGUUACAACAAGUUGCAUAUGUACGGCAGUGUGAUUCGAUUGCAUGGUAAAAUGAAAUCUUCUGAAAUCGGUUUGAGUUCUGGCUGCUAUUACCAGGCAAUGAAGGCACACCAGAAAUUGGGCAAUGCAGAAAACGUAGUUGCCCUGUUUGACGAGUUUGAAUCUGAAGAGCUUGACCCAAAACUAGAAGUUGUGACCAAAAUGUACAGAGUAUUGACUGAAUCACUAGCCAAAUCAGGUAGAGCUUCUGAAGCUCUCGGUUACUUGAGAAGGAAUAACAAGGAAGAUGGUUUGCUUGUCGAGGAUCCCAAAAUCUACUCAUCGUUAAUCUGGUCAUUUGCUGACUCCAAUCAAGCUCGAGAAGCGGAAGAGCUAUUUCACGAAGCGAUAGAGAAGAACGCAUUGCAAGACCCAGAGGCAUUCUCGAAGCUCAUCUCGAUGUAUAUCGAGCGAGGUCAGGUGGAAAAGACUCUCGAUGUUGUCAGUGCCAUGAGCCACGAUGCAAACGUCAAGGUUACCGAUUGUGUGUUCUGUACGGUACUGAACGGUUUCGCCAAAAGGAGAGGCUUUUCUGCUGCAAUCAAAGUGUACGAGGAGAUGAUAACCAAAGGGCAUGAGCCAGGACAGGUGACCUAUGCAUCAGCGAUCAAUGCAUACUACCGUGUGGCAAACUAUCGCACAGCAGAGAAGGUGUUUGCAGAGAUGCGCGAGAAGGGUUUCGACAGGUGCCUUGUGGCGUACUCCACCGUGAUCGCGAUGUACGGGAAGAUGGGUAGAGUUACGGAUGCAAUGCGGCUGUUGGGGGAAAUGAAGGAGAGGAAGUGCAAGCCCAACAUAUGGGUGUACAAUUGCUUGCUUGAGAUGCACGGUAGGGCGAUGAAUGUGAAGCAGGUGGAGAAGAUAUGGAGCGAGAUCAAGAGGAGGGGAGUAGGUCCCGACAAGGUCAGUUAUACUAGCCUCGUGAGCGCAUACAACAAGGCAAAGGACUUCGACAAGUGUGUUGAGUUUUUCGAAGAGUACAGGAAGGUGAUGAAUGGCGAUGGUGUGGAUAGGAAGAUGGGAGGGAUAAUGGUGGGGGUAUUCUCAAAGAUGAGUUUGAUAGAGGAGAUGGUGAAGCUGUUGAGAGAAAUGGAGUCAGUUGGGACGGGAUUGGAUGCGAGGCUUUAUGCAACGGCUUUGAAUGCAUUGAGAGACACUGGGCUCGAGUCGCAGUCAAAAUGGUUGAAGGAGAGCUUUCAAGCUACUUGAGUAGGGUAUACCCUUUUGAUUUAGUAUCCUUUUCACUUCAGAAUCCCUGUUGUAGCUCAGUAGCUAGCAUCUUAUAGUGUGUACUGUACAUAAAUGGUUGUAUAGUGGCGCCUGUGAUGAUAUAAAUGGAAGAUUUUUCUGUGAUGUUGUCAGAGAUUAGCGAAGAUCAUCAUUAUUAGCUGACAUAACUGAGGAGAUACAGAGACCAAAGAUUGGUUUAACAGGCAGAUGGUGGAUAAGAUAACUCAGAAAAUAGGGAAAUAAAUACUAAACAUUGGCUCAUAAUACAAGGGCAACCCUUUAUUUGACACUCUUUUUCCUUCUACAGCAAGCAACUAGCAAUGCCUGCCGGCAGUUCUGAAAUAAUGGAACUGCGAUUACUUCCCACACAAGGCAGCCCCCGGAACCCAGCUGUGCUAAGCUCAUGGAAGGGUGAAGCCUCCACACUUCUUCCCAGCAGGGCGGUUGCGAAUGUUGCAGCGUUUGGGGAUGGUGAUGGCGACCCCAGGAUUGAUUCCAGCCUGCUUGGCCAAGGGGGACAGCAGCACGGCGCAAAGGCACUUGGGAGCCGCCUUGAUCAGCCCGCCGACUUUGGAGCAGCACGCCGGCGGCACAGCUGCCCUGGCGUUCCGAGCAGCGCUCAAGCACGGGCUCAGGCUUGCCGCUGCAGCCCCUAUUGGUGUCUUCCCGCAGGCACUGCCGCCUCUGCCACCACCUCGACGUCCCGCCGCUUCAACGUUGAUCAUUAUGUCAGCGUUGGAAAGGAACAGAAGGGAGAGUAUGGCAGCGGCAGCAAGCCAAUUCGCUCUAGCGGCGGCCAUGAUUAGUAUGUAAGUAAGCAGUAAUUUGAAUGGUGUGUGGUAUUCUGAAGUGAAGAGAUUAGGUAAUGGAGUAGUAGUAGUGCAGAACUGUGUGUGCUUAGCUAGUUGGGAGGGUGGGUGCAUAUAUAUAUAGUAGUGGAAGGAUCACUCACUGAAGUGUGAACUCGUAACAGCAAUUAUGGUUCCUGCUAAUUAAUUAUUCCUCUGGUAUAGAUUACCGACAUCACCAUCAUUUCACCCACGCAGGCUUACCAUAUUUGAG